Molecule: messenger RNA, 1597 nt
Organism: Oryza brachyantha (malo sina)
Lineage: Eukaryota; Viridiplantae; Streptophyta; Magnoliopsida; Poales; Poaceae
Product: KH domain-containing protein SPIN1
Exons: 7
Coding region: 166-1008 (280 amino acids)
Biological process (GO): regulation of mRNA splicing, via spliceosome
Cellular component (GO): nucleus
Molecular function (GO): mRNA binding
Source: RefSeq, a predicted model, not a curated record
GGUUCCAGAGCGGCAGAAGCCAGCAGUCUUGCCUGGCUGCCAACCCAGCCCUCACCCCUCUCCCUACGCUGCACCAAAGCAGCGAGCUUUUUUACCUCGCUCCCUUCCUUCCUACCACCCCACACACCACCAUCUCAUCUCCUCUCCUCGCCUCUCGUCGCCGCCAUGUCGGGGCUGUACAGCCCGGGGUUCUCCCCGGCGAGGAACCUCUCCCCUCAGAUUAGGAGCGGCAGCCAGGACGUCGAUAGUCAGUACCUGGCCGAGUUGCUCGCCGAGCACCAGAAGCUGGGGCCGUUCAUGCAGGUGCUGCCCAUAUGCAGCAAGCUGCUGAGCCAAGAAAUUAUGCGGGUAUCAAACAUUGUCCACAACCAUGGAUUUGGUGAUUUUGACAGACGAUUUAGAAGUCCUAGUCCGAUGUCAUCACCAAACCCCAGAUCAAAUCUCCCUGGAAAUGGGUUCAGUCCUUGGAACGGCCUACACCAAGAGAGAUUAGGUUUUCCUCAAGGAGCCAGCAUGGAUUGGCAGGGAGCACCACCGAGCCCUAGUUUGCAUGUUGUAAAAAAGAUUAUGCGUUUGGAUGUCCCGGUUGAUUCUUACCCAAAUUUCAAUUUUGUGGGACGCAUUCUAGGGCCUAGAGGUAACUCUCUAAAGCGGGUAGAAGCAUCCACUGGCUGUCGUGUUUUCAUUAGAGGAAAGGGUUCCAUCAAAGAUCCAGGGAAGGAGGACAAACUCCGUGGAAAACCGGGCUAUGAACAUCUGAGCGAUCCACUGCACAUUUUGAUAGAGGCUGAGUUCCCAGCCAGUAUCAUUGAUGCAAGAUUGAGACAUGCACAGGAGGUUAUAGAAGAAUUGCUAAAACCAGUGGAUGAGUCACAGGAUUUCUACAAAAGGCAACAGCUUAGGGAGCUGGCAGUGCUAAACUCAACCCUGAGGGAGGACAGCCCCCAUCCUGGGAGUGUCUCUCCAUUCAGUAACAGCGGUAUGAAACGCGCGAAAACGGGCCAGUAGUGAAGCAACUCCACCACCCUUUGAGCCUUUGAGGUGGUGUCCAGGUACCUUAUGGCCUCAAAGGAUGACAGUGGCACACCUUCAGGCAAUGUUUUGCCAUGUGUGUGUGUGUGAAGGAAGCAAUGCAAUGCACCUUCACUAGAUGAGUUUGGUAUCAGUCUGAUUUUCGCCUUGACUUAGGGGAAACUGCAGGAACAAUGACAAUAGUCGCGGAUCGUCCGGUCGAUCCAUCUUGGUUUGUUGUAAGGUCUCCAGAACAUUUGUUCUAUCUGUUAUUGACUGUUAACCCUAUGAUAGGUUAUCUCCAUGACAAGCUAGACAAGGCCUGAUAUGUGAGCCUUUUUAUCCUCUCCAUUUACCCCUUUUAGGUGUUUAAUUAACCUUGUAUUAUAUCCUCACAUUUAUGGAUCCGCGGAAAAUAAAAAGGGUGUCAAGGGUCACCCCUUUCUACCUUACAGUAUGUCAGUAUUUGGUUAGAGUAUUUUUCCCAACCUUAAGAUACCAUGAGGUACCACCGUUUUCUAUGUAAAAUUUAGUAUCUUCUAAAGGACGUGAAAAAUACUCAUUUGAUUAAGUUGUGAACAAUUCC